GUCUCUUCACUCUGUUUCCUGCGAAUCCGGAACAAGAUGACUGGUAAGCGAGGCCGGAAGAGAAGAAAUGCUCCCAACGCGUCUCAGAGAGCCGUUGGUUCCACCGCUACAAACCGUAGACCUAAAAAUCUGCGCCUCGAUCCUCCUCCGUCUCCACAUCAGAACUCUGAGGCUCAGAGUCACGCGUUUGGCUGUUCCUCUCAAGGUAACAACUUCCAAAACGAAUUGCCGGAUCUCCAGGAGGAUACGCUUGAGGCUCUGACUGCUCUGCUUAUGGUGCCGGACCGUCAUCUGUUUACAACCGUUCUCUCUCCAACACCGUUGCCAGACACGACGUGGUUUGAUUGGGACGAGAAAUCAAGACUGGACUUGUUCAAGAGGCACAUGGUCGUGUUUGCAGUUGGAACUUCUUUAGCAUCUGUUGCUACUGCUUGGAUUGAUAUUCAAGUUCUUGAUUGUGAUGUCCGGAGAUUAAGUUGCCUAAAUGAUGCUUGCUUAAGAACUGUUUUGGCGUAUCUCGUCAAGUUCUUUGCUGUUUUAAUUUCAGCUCAUAUUGAUAUAGCCUUUGAUGCUUUGGUCUUAUGUGUGUUUGUAUUGUAGAGUUGGAUAAUAGAUCUUGUUGGCGUGUCAUCAUUUUCUUCCGGUAGAAAUAACCAUGAGGCAGUUUUUGGAGCAGAAAAAGCAUGAAAGAGUAAGACAAGGAAGAAGAAUUGAAAUCAAAAGAGUUAAUUAAG
This is a messenger RNA of Arabidopsis arenosa, 734 nucleotides long. Lineage: Eukaryota; Viridiplantae; Streptophyta; Magnoliopsida; Brassicales; Brassicaceae. The record is from the annotation of a GenBank genome assembly.